AAAGAAUUAAAAUCUUACGAGAGUAAGAAUUUCUUUACCCUGAUUAAAAGCUUUUGCUAUAUUUGUCUUUUACUUUUGCAGUAGGAAGGACUGUAAGAACUUUGACUCUGGGUGAGGGAGCUUCCAACUUCUACUAAGAAUAUGAAUUAUGCAAGAUGGUAGGCUAUCCAUAUAACCUCUUUCUGUAUAGCACUGACAGCAAAAUUAAACAUUUGCUAGUUCUUCAGCUCCCAUGGUUCACUGCUGGCAUCCUAGCUUACCUUGUAAAAGUAAAAUUGUUUUCUACUGAUAGGAGAGACCACAAACUGUUUAAUCUGAAGCACAGGCAGACAGAACCAAAAUGUCAGAUUAGAAUGAGUCAAACACUUGAUGUAACACAUAAAUAUAUUUGAGUCCAAGCUUUGAUAUUUCUUCUUAUCCUUGUAGUUUAUUUUCUUCUCAUAUUUAGACUUGAAAAACUUUGAGAUCUGAAAAUGGUAUAAAUCAACUUUUGAAUUGUUUUGAACUCUUCAGCAAUUCUAAAAUUCUCAGUGCUUAUGCACAACUCUGUUGUGCAUAACAGAGUUAUAAACAAUACAUUUGUUUGUCAAAUAUUGGGAGAUAUUUGAGUGCUUGCAGUAGGGAUUUGAAAACCUUGAAACUGAGUGUGAGGUGGGUAACAAGAUUCUUCUGCCUGGCUGCCUGAAGGGUGAGAAGGCUCCCCAGAAAACAACAGAAGAGUGAAUGGUAAGUCUUAAGUAGGCUUAUGCCACUGUUGUCCUAAGACUUGGCUGGAGCCACACCACUGUACCUUGAAAGAGAGAGGAGGAACUAACGGAAAGAAGCUAGAGAUGAGGUCUCUGCUGAAAGUGUUAUUUAAAAUAGCCAUGGAGAGGGAACGAAAAGAAAACAAGGUUGUUCUCUCUGUCAAAUGGUUUUCAGUCACGGGAACUUGAUGGCGCAUUGACUGGAAGAACAAGGUUAGAUACUCAGAAUGGCUGUUCAGGUGGCUGCAUCUUCAAGCAGGCAGCUUUCAGGUUAUCUGUGCAGCUUUCAGGUUAUCUGUGCUGCCACAGCAGCGAGGGACUCUUGUCCUUCUUCUGUCCUCUACGAAGCUUUUGUUGUUAUUGAUGUUGUUCUGCUUUGCCAUCUGUGUUAAAAGGAAUGGUUUUGCCUUGGUACUUUGUUUAGCACUACCUAGUGAGUGACUAAAUACACAAAAUGCUGUUCUGUUCCAUUAUGUAUGGCCAGUCUUAAACCCAGGGUUCCCAGCACCCCCCAGUUACUGAAGCAUACCUAAACAAUCCAAUAGCCCUUACCAGGAGCUGGUCAGGUCAGGCUGACUGUAGCAUAUAUGUCUUUGGAAGAAGUGACUGGGGGGUCUUUCUGGCCAGGAAAGUACUGUGGUUUGCCACAGCAGGGGAGGGAUUUUUUUCUCAUGACCUUCUGAAGGCUAAGGGAGUUAGUGACUUUUCCUUAGUUCUGUUUUUAGUUACUGCAGCAGAAACUGCUAGGACAAUAUUCUGCAGGACAAGAUUUCUCUUCUUCUGCCUUUUUUUUACAGCAUUUUUACAGCUCACUUGUUAAUAAACAGGAAAAGUGUGCAAAUACCUGUCUGACAUGCUCUGUGGUCUGUUCCCUGCUGCUGAGAGCUGUGAUAAGUUAGUUCUGCUGUCUUGCUCUGUUGGCUGAAAGUGACUUGUGAUGUGAAAAUUAUGAUAAAACUUCAAAAUAUUUGGUGUUUUUUUACACUAAUACUUUUAUUUUGCUUAAGCUUUUUUUUCUUAUGUACAUAUUGCUUCUGUGGCUCACAGAGUGUGCAGUUGAUCCCUCCAUGCAUCACCACUGCAUGUCAUUUGUGGACAAAAAGAAGAGCUAAAGUUCCAUCCUUACUGUGAAAAUCCACAGAAAGCGCAUUCCACAAAUCAGCUUUUUCAGCAGGACACUUACACUACAUUUAUAAUCAUUCAGAUGCAGAGAUUGUGUUGGCACUUCUUUUUUCACUUUGAUAUGGUCUUACAAGCUCUAGCAUGAAGAUAGCUAUAAAGCAGCUGGAGAAUGGAAAAUAUCUGUUAAAAAUCAAAUAUGACAUGUUCAUCUUGGAUAGGAAUGUGCUUCUCAGUUAUACAACUAUCUUUUGUAUUUAACUGCAUUUACAAGACUUGUCUUGUUACCUUUUUGGGAGUUCACACUCCCAGGGUUAUUCGACACUCCCUCAGGCUAUAAAUUAUGGGCACUUGCCUACUGAAGUGUGAUUUAUUAUUUUUAUAAAAAUGCCCAACCUUUACAUUCCAUGUUUUGCUGGAAAGAGGCUUCUUUGUGCACCAAGACUUUAAAUUGUGAGCGGCCAUUUACUUGCUGCUUUCACUUUUUUCGAUUGUGUUGUUCAAGGACCUUGGCUCACUCCUCUCACCAUGAAGAGUUUUGCUCUCCUUUUCCUAGUUUUGAUCUGUGUCAUGGAAGGAUUGGGACAGAAGCUGAAGCCAAAGAGAAGAAGCAGUGGUGAAGAAAUCAAAUUUCGGACUAAAACCAAAGACGUUUGCACAAUGACCGUGAGUGGUGAUGAUGAGGAGAUGAGACUUAGAAUUGAAUGCAAAAGCCAAGGCAUGUCCUACUGGUGUGAAUUCACUGGCAAGCCAUCAGUCUGUCGUGCUUUCAGAAAUAAUCCAAAGAUUUACUGGAAUCAGAUCGCCGCGGAACUCAGAAAGAUCCCGCACGCGUGCGAAUCCAUGGAAGUGUUGAAGACCACCAUGUGCCAAAAAGCUCCCCCAGAGGCUCUCAUGAGGCAAAUAGCUGCUGGUGUGGAGCCAGAAGAUCUAGCAAACCAGGAAAAGUCAGUCCAGAAAGCUUCUAUUCCUAUGAGAGAAGCGGGGCAAAACUUUGACUCAACCCAACAUGGUCAAGGGUCUGAAAAUGAAACAGAAGCCAUGAAACUGGCACGGGAACAUUGCUGGGAAUCUCUGCAUGGUGUCUGCUCCUACAUCAUUGGCAUCUUUAGGGGUUAAGGAUUUUCUUCAGGUAAAACUCAUCUGGAAGCACAGUAAAAUAUACUUAAGAGUAAUUAUUUAAAAAUAUAAAUUAAAAUAAGAGUAGUUGUUUUGAUUCGGGGGGUCUCAGGGAUGUGGACAGGGAGGUGCUAAGCCUGCUUGCUAAAAUCUAACAUUACAAGGCCUGUUUUGUGUCUUUUGAGAGGCUGGGCAGCUUAAAUUUCUAGUGAUCUGUAUUAGCUCAGGACUCUCAUACAGCCUCCUGCAAGGUUUUAAGUAUGUACAGAGGUGUUUGCCCUAUCUGUUAUUAAUCCUAUAGUAUUUCAGUUCUAACUGUUUGAAUUGGGCUAAGUUUUGCCUUCUGUCACUCCUUCCCUCUUGUGCUGACUUCUGGAUUUAUGCCAGGGAAGUAAGAUAAAUGCAUCAGGUCCAGCCAAAUGCAGCAGUUAGAACAAACUACAUUCAGAGACUGAAGGAAUAAAGCUUAUUCAUUAAAACUGCUGGCUAAUAAUGAAACAUUUUAAUCUGAAAAAUUAGUUCAUAAACCCGUUGCAGAAAUGAGUAAACCCAAGUGGACUGUGUAGGUUUGCAAGUAUGUUACUGUACAGUAGGGGGUCACAUGCAGGCACUUGUUUGGCAAGUCUCAGGUUUUCAGCCAGCAUUUAAAAACUCACUGGAGAAGUGAUUGGUUUUAUACUCUCUUCUGUUCCAGCUUGGAGAGAAAGCCAGGAGCUGGUGAGCGGACCUGGCAAAUUUGAUAGAAAUGGGAAUAUAUGCAGUGUGAGCUGGCAAGUGUUUAGGCUGCUAAUGAUAAUUUCUGCCUAAUACAGCAAAGUGACUAAUUAUUUUCUCUUUUUUUUUUGUUUGUUUUGCAGAGCAAUGAUAUUGCUGCUGAAGAAGGGUCCUUUGCUGCAUUGUAGUAAUUUAGAUGUAAGAAUUUUGGUU
Cyanistes caeruleus (blue tit) is the source of this 3911-nucleotide messenger RNA. The record is from RefSeq and is a predicted model, not a curated record. NCBI's taxonomy places the organism in Eukaryota, Metazoa, Chordata, Aves, Passeriformes, Paridae.